Messenger RNA from Volvox carteri f. nagariensis, 4032 nucleotides. RefSeq lists its product as uncharacterized. The record is from RefSeq and is a predicted model, not a curated record. Bases 1 to 4032 code for a protein of 1343 amino acids. The transcript is spliced from 7 exons. NCBI's taxonomy places the organism in Eukaryota, Viridiplantae, Chlorophyta, Chlorophyceae, Chlamydomonadales, Volvocaceae.
AUGGCGCUGCCGACCUUUCUCCACCUGGCUCAGCAGCUUCUUUCUCCCAGCUCCAUUGCGACCUCGCCCCAAACCGGCCGCUGCAGCUGCCAGAACCGCAUUUCGGUCUGGUCACUUCCACUACUACUAACACAGCCGCAGUGCUUGAGACCACGCCAGGCGCUGAUGCCUCCUCCAUCGCGCCAGCAACGCUGCUACCGCCGCGUCCUGCAGCUCCUCAUUCACCGACUCGUCACACAGCCCCUCAGCCCCUGCUGGCCCCCCGCUUCAUAUGAGCCCACGCCGCCCAAGGCUAGCUGCGUGGCGGACACCGGCGACACUGCAGCGACCGCCACCGCCAUUGCCACCGCGCGGGCAGCAGCCCGGCUAGAGGUGCUCAAUGCAAAACUGGCAGGUCACCCCAUGCCCAGCCUGGACCACUACAACUGCGCCAUGGAGUUGACAAGGCAGAUUGAGAGACACGUGGUGUACCCGGCGCCGUUUAUCCGGGGUCGCAGCACCUACAAGAUCCCCAGCGGCGAGCCGGAGGAGGCACCGGGCGGCUGGCGGGGAAAGGUGGCACUGGCGCUGCAGACGCCGGCCCGCGGGGCUGCACAGGGCGACGGCGGCGGUGGUGGCGGCGGCGGUGGCACUCACAGCUCAGUUGAUAACGGCGGCGGUGGCGGUGAGGCCUCUGCGCAGUCCCUGCAUCUGCACGUCGUCGCCCACACACCACCUGGCACGACGACCGCCUGCGUGUCCGGCAGUGCUGGUACUGGUGCUGGUAGUGCCGAUGGCGCGGCACUGCCGGGCGGCGUCGCAGCUAGGAGCCCAGGGGUAGUUUCCGCUGCACCGCCGCCGCGGAUAUUGGCACGGUACGGCUGCUUGGACGCGGCGCCACAGCCGUGCCGCAUCAUGUGGGAUUCUCCGUCAACGGAGGUGCGGGUGGACGGAGCUUACCAGCCACGGAGCAACGGCGGCGGGAGCGCCGAUGUGGCCGCGGCAGACGGUUUCGCCGCUGGUACGGCUGUACUACUUGGGCCGCCCUGGCAUAACAAGCAGCAGCAGCUGGAUACGGCAGAGCUGUUGCGGCCCUCCCUGGAUCGGUGGGAACCCAUAUCGGCCACUGUAGCCGCGGCGCCGUCUGCAGUCGGGGGACCCGAGGCUCCGCCGAUGGCGUAUGCGCGAGAGGGCGCAGCGGCGGCGGCGGCGGCAGCAGCUGGGGACAGAGGCAACCGCGGCGGUUUACGUGCCGGUGCCAGCGGCGCAGCGGUGCCGGCGUGCGUUAUCGCGGGGCCUUGUCCUAGCCCGGGUCUGAUGCUGCUGGAAAUGGAACUGGACGUACACACACUGUCUGCGGUGGCGCCCCCACCGCUGCUGUCAGCACCUCUGCCUGUGGUGGUUGUGGAUGCCCCUGCCGUACAGCGUGAGGUCAACGCCGUCGCGGUCGCUGCGCUUGCUGCGGCCAUGGCCGCGGACGGUGCUUACCAGGCAGGGGAGCAGCAGCUGCUGCAGUACCCGCCCUGGCUCCUGUCCUUCUUGUACGACUUGGGUCAGUUUCUGGAGCUGGCGGCCAGGGGGGAGGCACAAGCCUGGGUCGCGCGCACACACAGUACGCCCACCCAGCCGCUGACGGCGGCCGAGGGCAUACCCUGGGAUUUGCGGCCGGAGCUGCCAUCGGCCGCCAGCGGGCCUUGUGGUUGGUCGGGGGAGGGGAGCAGCCGCACUGGGGGCGCGGAGGAUGCGGAUGGGGCCGUGGGCCCGGAUGAUCUGGUUUCGGAGUCGAGCAGCAGCUGGUCCGUGGCGGAUGUGCAGGGCGACGAGCGUCUGGAAGCUGGGCAAGAGCUCGACGUAGAUGGCAGUGGUGACGACGACGCGGCCGCUAACGGAGUCCAGCAGGGGAUUGCAGUGGGACAGCAAAGCGGGAGAAAGGGUGAGGCGGAGGCGCAGCUAAUGUGCCUGGCGGCCAGCCUGGCGGCGUACGCCUGUAAGCAGGGCCUGCCGGCGCUGCUGUCGUACGUGCUGUCGCGCGCUGCCGGCGCGGGACUUGGGCUGAUAGAGGUGGAUGAGGAGGUGGGAGCUCUGAUGGCGGCGUUGGCGGGGGAGAGCGGCGGCGGCCGUGGCGGCAGGGAGGGCCUGGGUCUGGCGCAUUUGGCUGUGUCCUCGGGCAGUGCUGAGGUUGUGGAAUCGCUGCUACUGCGGGCUAGGGAAGAGGUAACGCCGCUGCCGCCGCCGGGCGCUGUCGCCGCCGUUGCGACUCCUGUCGUGCAAGUGGAUCCUACUUCGUCCGCAGCCGCGCUGGCUGCUGCUGCUGCUGCUCCUGCUGGCCCGGGUGGUAGCGGCGGUGUAGGCGGUGGCUUGGAGGGAGAUCCUGGGCUGGGGACCAUGAGCGCCUGUACGGUGCUGUUUGUACGACCCGGCCCUGGCGGCGUGACGGCGCUGCAUCUGGCGGCGCUGAUGUACGGCAAGUCGCCCGACCAGGUGCAGUCGCUGAUGAGCCUGUGUCCGCUGGUGGCGCAUGCCUGGUUCACGGUGUGCGACGGCGGCGGCAACAGCGCCGCGCAGUACGCCCUGCGUGCUGGUGCGGCGGAGCUUAAUUCACAGCUGCCUCGCUGUUACCCCGCCGCUGUGUUUGGCGUUCUCCAGCCCGUCCUUCCCCUCUUCUUCACGCUCAUCACUUUCGAAUGCGAUUUUAAGGAGCUCCUGGCAAUGGAGGUGCUGGAGGCUCAGGCGCUAGGCUGGCCGAAGCCGGAGGUGGCGCUGGCGGCGGCCGUGGCGACGGCUCAGCAACUGGUGACACAUCCAGCGGUUCCUUGCGAUGACUGCGACCAGGUGCUGGUGCCGCCGCCGGCAACAGCAGCUGAAACUUCGCCAUCUGACUUGAACGGUGGCGUCGCGGGAGGCGCUCGCAGCGGAACGCAGCCGCCGCGACCAUGCGGUACAUUCCCAGGUGACAGCAGCGGCCACAGCGGGCUAUUGUACAGCGCAUCAGGCGUGAUUGAUGAUGACCCUGGUGAUGAUGACCCUGGUGGUGCGGUAGGGCUGGCGGCAAGGGAUGUACGGACUGGCGCUGUUCCACCCGGGGAUAGAACUGGCACCUGCGGCAGCUCGCAGCACUCGCCACUGCAGCCGCCGGUAGCUCCAUGUCGCCCUCAGCUCCAUGAAGUGCGAGCCCCCCUACCAGUCCUCCACCCACCUAGCUCCCCAGGCUCCGGCGGCUCUGGUGACGAUAGCAGCAGCAGCAGCGGUGUUACAGUCGCGACUAGCGCCAGCACCAGGCCACUAGGCCGCUGCCGCCGCCUCACACGCGCCAUCCACCGCCGCAGCGCCGCCCUCCGGCACCUGCCGUGGGCAGCUCCACUUUACGGGUUCACGGACCCCUCCCUGGAGCUAGACUUUACAGCCCGCACCGCCGCCCUGGCACUGCAGCGCAGCCAUUUCGGUUUGGCCUUUCACGCAGCGGUGUUGGCCGGGUGUGUGUGCAAGUUCCUGGCGGCCCAGGCCGCUACCGGCGCAUCCUUGACAAUGACCCACGGGUCGCCGUCAUUGCAUCUUCGCGCUGGCGCUACGCUGGCCUUUCUGGGCGAGCUGCUGAGUGCCACGGGCCCCUCGCUCUGCAAGCUGUGCGCCAGUGCGCUGGUGGUCGUGUUGGGGCUAGGCGGCCGCGCCCAUGACGCCACUCUGGUCAUUGGCUCGGUGGUUCAAUGUGUGGGGGUGGCGGCGGUGCACCUGGUGGGCCGACCGCACCCGGAGGCGUUUGAGGUGGCGGACAUGGACCUACAGGAGGCCCUCGUGACGCUGUUCCAGUGCGUCAUCCUGCCGGUUAUGGAGCAGAUGAACAGCUUCACCUUGGGUGUUGUCAACAUGGUCAUAUGCGGCAUUGUUAUGGAGUGGCCCAUGGCGGUUAGUCACGGCUGGCAGGGCGCCGCAGCCGUCAUGCUCAUUGUCAGCCGCUUUGUGGUGGGCAUGGCGGUGCGGUACGGUCUGGCGGUUUGGGCGCGAGCCAGCUACAUGCGGCGCGUAGCCAACUGCAGUCGCCACACGUGUCACUGA